This is a messenger RNA of Caenorhabditis elegans, 1459 nucleotides long. RefSeq names its product DNA-directed DNA polymerase (gene K09F6.10). The coding region runs from base 308 to 1459 and encodes 383 amino acids. Lineage: Eukaryota; Metazoa; Nematoda; Chromadorea; Rhabditida; Rhabditidae. The record is from RefSeq and is marked reviewed. The transcript is spliced from 3 exons.
AGCAACCACACACUGGUUGUAAAAACCCAAGCGAAAGUUCACACAUCUAAAAAGUAUUCAGGAUGGCAACGAAAAGCGACGGUAAGGAUGUAAAAACAAAACCAUCCAAGACUUUUCCAACGGACAAGGAACUACGGCAUUUUGAAAAUUCACAAAAUUUGAAGAUUGUGUGGAUUUGAAACGUGCAUCUAAAGAAUCUGUCAAAACCAAACCAACGCGAUUCAGCUUCCGGAACCUUGAAAAUCUACCUAGAAACAAAACUCUUGACAAAAACAUUGGAAAGCUGUUUGAUAUUUUCAUUCGUUCAAUGAUUCAAAAGGCUGGUGGUAAUCUAGAAACUACGGAAUAUUGGUUGAAUCUGAAACAUGAAGCUUACGAGGAAGAUGAUGGAUUUUGGAUAAUGCACCAGACAUACGAGAUGGCCGACGGAUAUACUCUGAUGAAUAUAAUUGCCGAACAAAUGCAGUCAAAGAAGGGACUAUGCGUUGACGAUGGAACAUUCACGUUAACAAUGAGAGUGUUCACAAAGGACGAAUCAGUUCGCGGAAAGGGAUCAGUAGAAAUUUCUAAAGAUAGGCUAAUGUUAUUCGGGUCAAAAUACCCAAACGUUGUUGGAUUCACUCAUUGUCUUUUGAAGGCAAUAGUCAUUGGUAAACUUUGGUAUGAUUCGAAAUCGACAAAAACAAAAGGACAAGAAGCAAAGGAUUUUAGAAACCUGACGAGACAAGACAAAUGUCUGGAUCACCGAAAAGGAAAACAACUACAACUUGCAAAGAGUUUGGCAACAUCUGUUGGGCUGGAUUGCGACCGCGAAGAACAUGGAUUCGAUGAUUUACAGAAAAUUGCAGACCAUCUGCAUAACAUUUGUGUGUGGGGGCUGAAAAGCGGUUCAAAGGCUACGGCGAAAAUUUUUGAAGCAAAUAAAGGUGCAAAAGGAUUCAUUCCACUUCUGUAUGUCGACAACCACUUUGAUUUUUUUGUACCGAGGAUUGAUUACGUCAAUACCGGAUUUUGUUUCAAAUGUAAUCAAUACUCUGGUCGCCGACAUUACCAAACAUGCGGGGCCAAAUGUCGGAGAUGUGGUGUCACCAAUUGCGAGAAGAAUGGAGUAGGCAAGAUUUGUGAAAAAUGCAACAUUGUGUUUCAAAGUGAAUCAUGUUAUGAAUCUCAUUUAGUAAAGCCGUCUAAACUAUCCUUGUCAUUUUGCGAACGAUAUGAAAAAUGCAAAAAAUGUGGAUUCAUACAUCGUAAAGAUUCAUAUUCCAAAACUGUACACAAAUGCCACGACAACGCUUUUUGUAAAAUCUGUCGUCAAAGAAUAAACGGUCCUCACGAAUGCUCACACGCCGCACCUACGGUCGCCAGGACACUUCGAAAUUUGGAAAAACAAAAAAAAUGGAGGCCUCACUCUACUCAUAUUCUUUCUUCUUUUCAAAUCAAAUUUCUGCCUCUUGUUUAA